Molecule: messenger RNA, 2616 nt
Organism: Melanotaenia boesemani (Boeseman's rainbowfish)
Lineage: Eukaryota; Metazoa; Chordata; Actinopteri; Atheriniformes; Melanotaeniidae
Exons: 5
Coding region: 584-1360 (258 amino acids)
Biological process (GO): cell surface receptor signaling pathway
Molecular function (GO): transmembrane signaling receptor activity
Source: RefSeq, a predicted model, not a curated record
AGAAGAAGAAGAAGAAGAAGAAGAAGAAGAAGAAGAAGAAGAGGAAGAAUGGUCAUGUGAAAACUGUUAAUUUUUUAUGCAUUUAAUGUUACAUUUAUGUCAGCAAAUAUGAGAAUAAACAUACUGAGUGGAAGCAAUGAUGUAUUCAGCUCUGUCUUAUUGGUGGAUGGAGAAAUCUUUUGAACAACCUGAACUCGGUAGGAAUAUAAAGACAAGUCAUGUACACCCUGCAUGUGAAAACAAUGUCUUUGUGUCUGUAUGUGGUUGCUUCAUUUCCUGUUUCUCUAAAGUCAGCAUCAGAAUAACGGCCUCUUCAUGCUGAGUUUGAUUCCGUGGUUUUCAACAGAAACUGAGAAAGAUCUGGAUAAUAACAAACUGAACUUGUUUUUAAUCAAACCUGUAAAGUAGUUGUUUGACAUAAGAAGCAGCAGGAGUGAUAUUAUUGAAAGUUUAUUGAAAGACCAGAAACUUUUUUUUCUUUUUUUUAAAUUUUACAUUCAGCUGCUUGUGAUGAUUUCCUGUGUUAGAUGAAGGUGUGACAUUUUCUCAGGUCUAACUUACUGGACGACAGCAUCACAGCAGCAUGGCGUACACAGCCCUCUGCCUCUUGAUCUGCUGCUUCUCUGCAGCCACUGCUUCCGUGCAGAUGAACGUUGCUCCCGACCGAUCUCAGUUCUUCCGAUAUGACCGCGUCACUCUGAGAUGUGUGGGGACCUCCAGUGGUUGGAUAGUGAAGAGGAACACAGCGCUCCAAACUGCUCAGAAAUGUGAAAAGGGCUGGGCAACCCCACGCGGGUCCUCCUGCAUCAUCGACAAUGCUUACCCAGAGGACACUGGAGUGUACUGGUGUGAAUCUCCAGAAGGAGAGAGCAACACCAUCAACAUCACAGUGACCGCUCAUGGUGUGAUCAUUAAGAGCCCUGUACAUCCUGUGAUUGAGGGAGAUGAUGUUCCACUUCAUUGUUUCUACAAGGAAGAGGAUGAUGAAUAUGCAACAUCAAACUUUUCUGCCAACUUCUACAAAGAUGGUGCUUUUAUUGGGAGAGAAGAAGCAGGGAAGAUGACUCUGAGAGCAGUGUCCAAGUCUAAAGAUGAAGGUUUCUACAAAUGUCAGCAUCCUUCUGGAAGAUAUUCACCACAAACCUGGCUGACAGUGAGGGCCAGACCCCAGCUUGAUCUUUACACCACUCCUCCUCCUCCUCUCAUAUCUUGGACCAGGCUGAUUUGUAGCAUUCUGCUCUUCAUCCUCUACAACAUCAUAUUCAUCUUCUGUAUUUACAGAUACUGCAAGUGGGCAAGAGCCCGAGCUCAGGCUAAGAGGACAUCUUCCAACCAGGGACUGAUGGGAGGAAAACAAUGAUGAAGAGGAGUUGGUGCUGAUAUUAAAUAAGCUUGUUCAUAAAAAAAUGGAACUAAGGCAUUAUCAUUUCAAUUUCUAAACUACUUAUCGAUUAUUAACAUAUUUAUACAGUAUUUGUGAAUUAACAUGUUUCUAAGUGGUGUUUAUGGUCCAUUUAAUAUUUAGCCUGCAUACAGUGAAAUAUUAAAAUCUCGCCGCAGCUGAUGAGCUUUAUUUUAUACAGAAGCCAACAGCAGCUGGGCUCACAUAUUUUAACACCUUUUUCUCCGGAUUACAGGAAAAUUUAUCUCGUUAUCUCAAGAAAACAAACUGUUUUCUCAAGAUAACAAAUUAUUCAAAUGCAGAGAUGUGAGGGUGCUGGAGCUGCUCCUGGUCCAUCACAGAAGCAAGAGACCAUUUCAGUCAGACUCAUAGUCAUUCCCAGCGAGAAGUUAGAGACUCAAAUAAACCUAACAUGACUUUGGACUGUGGGAGGAAGCUGGGAGAGAAUCCAUUCAUCCACAGGAAAAACAUGCAAACUUUACAAAGCCUUCCUCCAGAAACCUACUUUACUGUUAAUAUAAAAUAAUUAUAAAAAUAAUAUAUAUUAAGUAUGUACAUUAAUAAAUUAUAUAUGAUUUUAUUGAGUGUGCUUGUGCCCUAGAAUCACGAACCUCCUCUAAGAGCUCCGUCACACUUUGGAUGCAGCAGUUUGGCUCUGAGGGCUGUCAGUUUUCACGGGGGGGGGGCUGAUCCAAGGGGCACACCAGUACAGAGCUGUUCGGUACUGGGAUGCCUCAAUACAGCAACGGACUUAAGCUGAUGUCCGAUUGAGCAACAUCCAUCACUACAUGAUCAAUACGUCCGAUUAUACUUUUAUCAAAUCUGAAAUUUGGCUUCCUUCCACCGUCCAGAGACAUGCAUGUUAGGUUAAUUGAUGACUCUAAAUUCUUCCUAGGAGUGAUUGUGAGUGUGAGUGGUUGUUUUGUCCCCUAUGUGUUGGCCCUGCGAUGGACUGGUGACCUGUCCAGGGUGUAUCCUGUCUCUCCCCUGUUAAUGCUGGGAUAGGCUCCAGCUGACCCGCGACCCUUAAUGGACCAAACUUUUAAAAAAAAGGUUUUUCUACCUGUAUUUUAACCUACUUAUAACUUGCAUCAGCAAGAAAUACAAAACAAGAUGCAUUUAAUUAACUCAUCAUUCAUUUAUACAAUUCAUUUAUAGAUUGACUUUUUAAUGGUUAUAUAAUUUAUUUUUCCAGUUAUUUAAUGCUUUGUUGC